ACGGGAUGCUGAACUGUGCUCUGUGAUUGGCUGGUGGUAGAGCACGUGAUUGCUAACGCCAGACUCUUCUUCCGCAGGAAAACACCUAUGACGUUAUACUUUCAUUCAUAGAGUCCGAGAUAACGUUGGAGCAGAUAUGGAAGUCCUCUUCUGCUGGUUCCUAAUAGGUCUCCAUCUCGGAAGCAUUUCACCUGCAGAAAACUGCAGCAAGUCAAACGAUGUGUACGCCAUGCUCGGAGACAAGUUGACUCUGCCGGUGUUUGUGGUCGAGACCAAACGAAUAAGAAAAAUUGCAUGGGUCAAUUCACGAGCCGUUAAAUUUGCCACGUCAUAUCCUAAUGGUUCUAUCGAAAUCUGGGACAGUUAUUACGCCAAAAGAUUGACGACUUCCAGCAACGGCUCUUUGAUUAUCAAUGACCUGAAGAAGGAAGAUGUCAGCACCAUCACGGCGACAAUUUACUUGGGUGGAGACGAUUGCUCACAGACGUAUCACCUCAAAGUUGCAGUUUCACCUGCAGAAAAGUGCAGCAAGUCAAACGAUGUGUACGCCAUGCCCGGAGACAACUUGACUCUGCCGGUGUUUGUGGUCGAGACCAAACGAAUAAUAAAAAUUGCAUGGGUCAAUUCACGAGCCGUUAAAUUUGCCACGUCAUAUCCUAAUGGUUCUAUCGAAAUCUGGGACAGUUAUUACGCCAAAAGAUUGACGACUUCCAGCAACGGCUCUUUGAUUAUCAAUGACCUGAAGAAGGAAGAUGUCAGCACCAUCACGGCGACAAUUUACUUGGGUGGAGACGAUUGCUCACAGACGUAUCACCUCAAAGUUGCAGGUAAGUGUGGUGCCACCAAGAAGGUGUCUGCUCGGGCUGGAGGAAAUGUUACUCUGCAAGUGGAAGAAAGUUCCAUUGAAAGCUUUUGGGAAAGACCAGUUGGGGUACAGUUUGCCACCACCAAACCGCGUGGUAACAUUGAUCAUCAAGACCAGUAUUCUAAGAGGCUGCUGAGAUCUGAUGGUUCCUUGAUUAUUACUGGUUUAUCUCCACAAGACAAGGGAGACUACAGAGCAAUUCUAUUGUCACCUGAUGGAGUGAGGUGUGCUCAGGCAUACAAUGUCUACAUUUCAGAUACAUCAAAUUUGAAAGCGAGUGUAGGUGUGCACAUGAUCUCUGGAGUCGUCCUCGCAAUAACCACGCUACAGCAUUAAUUUAUGUUUGAUGGAAAGGAAAUGGAUGCCCUUAAUUGAAACCAGACGUGAAGGCAUAUGGUGGAUGGUCCUUGGUGGCAUUAUCUGCUGCCUCAUCAAUUCAAAAAAAGUUAAUCAUAAUUUAUUUUUAUUUUAAAUAAUUAUUUAUCCACUUAUUUAUUUUCUUUAUCUUUAAAUAUUUUUUGCAUCUUUGAAUAUUAUGUGGUGUUAAUUGUAUUUGCACUAAUAGUUUGCUGCUAGAAGUCUGUGAUUUUCAUUAGAUAUGGAGAUCUCUAAGCUAGAGGGUUUGUCUCACCCCAAAAUCUUAAAAUGGUGUAAAAUAACAAGCUGAGCACUAGUCACUUUAUAGUCACCUUACUGGUCCCCCGCCGGUCUUUGUACUCUGACCUCCAGGAAUGACAUUUCAACAUGCACGUGUGACCAUUGUAACCAGUCACUUGCUUAUACCAUUGAAGCGACAGGGGAUCAGUAAGGUCAGUAUUAUUUAAUUUUUUUUUAUUUUACACCUUCAUACUUUUUUGAGAGAAAGUGACAAGGUUGGUGGACAUAUGGUUCCUUCAUUCUCAUAGAAAUUGGUUGGGUCCUUCCUUAGCUUAAGUCCUUAGCUUAACGAACAUGUGCUGCCCGUUGCCGUAUUGCUGACCACAUAUGCGGAUCCGCAAUAAACGGGCACCGU
Molecule: messenger RNA, 1877 nt
Organism: Bufo gargarizans (Asiatic toad)
Lineage: Eukaryota; Metazoa; Chordata; Amphibia; Anura; Bufonidae
Exons: 7
Coding region: 137-1201 (354 amino acids)
Source: RefSeq, a predicted model, not a curated record